GCAGAUUGGCGCUCCAUGGAAUGAUUUGAUGAGUCCGUCGAGGCUCAGGUGGUUGGGUCGAGCGAGGAGUCGAAAACCCUAAAGUUGAUCGGCCUCCUUCGAAGUAUAUUCUACCCGCUCGGCGCCCGAUCUCUAAAUUGACUGACUGGCUGGUAGUUUCCUUUUCUAACGCCUGUUCGCCGUUCCGGCGAACUUUGGUCGUUACCGAAGGAGCACAGCUGACUUCUUUCUAGAGUGGCCGGUGAUGCAGACGAUAAAAUGCGUCGUCGUCGGCGACGGUGCCGUCGGGAAAACUUGCCUUCUCAUAUCGUACACCACGAAUAAGUUUCCAUCUGAAUACGUGCCAACAGUGUUUGACAACUAUGCUGUCACGGUGAUGAUCGGAGGAGAACCGUACACGUUGGGUUUAUUCGACACAGCAGGUCAAGAAGACUACGAUCGAUUACGGCCCCUGAGCUACCCACAGACGGACGUGUUCCUAGUGUGUUUCUCCGUAGUAGCUCCCUCGUCAUUCGAAAACGUGAAAGAAAAGUGGGUCCCAGAGAUUACCCACCACUGCCAGAAAACGCCGUUUCUCCUGGUCGGUACUCAAAUCGACUUGCGAGAUGAACCAUUAACUGUGGAGAAGCUCGCGAAGAACAAGCAAAAGCCCGUGUCAAACGAACAGGGUGAAAAGCUCGCGAAAGAGCUCAAAGCUGUCAAAUACGUCGAAUGUUCAGCCUUGACGCAGAAAGGGCUGAAGAACGUGUUCGACGAGGCGAUUUUAGCAGCGUUGGAGCCGCCAGAGCCAGCGAAGCGUAGGAAAUGCGUCAUCUUGUAACGUUGUUGCGCUUCAGGUCCCGUUUGAGGAAGGAUGAGCGUAAUUUAUCCAGGAGGUGUAUAACGCGACACGAUCUUCCUCGUUUUGUUUCUCUGUCCGCACUCAGACGAGAAGAAUAUAUAUUUUUACUAUUGGAAGGCUUAUUGUCUUCAAGCUCGCAUCAUCCCAUUAACCGUUCAGUUCUUCCCCUUUAUUGGUGCUUGAUUUUGGAUCGUUUGGAUUGAAGCAUCGUGGUUUCACUGAGCGAGUUUGAACGGUUCGAGAAAGCAGUAGAUUGACCAUGAUUUGCAGCGACUUGGAAUGUCCCAACUUGAUGCAACUUUGUACGGGGAUUCAGUUUUAUUCGUUUGGGUUGAGUUCCCGCUGGAAAUCGUUUUUCCUGAGUAUUUAAAUGAAACAAGUACAGCGCAAUGCGUUUAAACUCGAAUUGUGUUAGCGUGAUCCAUUACCGCGUGGAUUGUAUUUUUAAACGUGCGUAUCGAUUAUGUUCGUUUCAAGUCGCUGUAAAUUGAAAAUUUUUAUUUUCCGGCUUUUUAUUUCGGCGAAUCGCUGGAAAUGGAACACGUGAAUUCCCAUACGAAUGAAAUUUGUGUCGUCUCGCUCAGUGUAAUGUUGGUUCGAUUCGAAGGUUCGGGGUAAAAAAAGUUUUUUUAGCUAUCUUCGGCUCCGCUUCUCGGCAUUACUGUGUCCACAAUCCGAGGUUUUAUUUUCUCGAUUCGUGAUAUUAAUUCAUCCGAUUUGGAUCGAGUGGGGGAGAAUAUUUUAUCCGCGUGAAUGCGUUGUAAAUUGUUGGAUCGAGGAUAUUUUGUAUCCGUCGGUAUGAGUGGGCUUCGGGCUGCGUGAGUCGUUUUCUUCCGCUUAGUCUUUUUGUAGAAUGCGUCUUGUCUGCAAAACAGUUUGGGGGAGAGUUUAACCACGAUCGACCGACGGUGACUUUGGAUCAUUUCAGGAAGCGAGUGUGCGAUCGGAAGUUUUAGGGAUGCGAAAAGUAAUUUAUCGGCUUGGUUCUUUUCAAUUCCGGCGUCACCACCUCCUCUGCAAACUCGGGCUUUCUCGACUUUCCUUCGCCCCCUUUCCACCAUCGCACGACAUUUGUAACUUGCAUUCUAAUCGAAUUUUCGGCGAAAUAUUUGCUUGCUUGCUUUACCCGGAUGAGCUGAAAUUACGAGUUUUUGUUUGUUUUUUUUGAAGCGAAGUCACGAGUUCAAGUUACCUGAAUUCGCGUGUCGUUACGUUUCACUUUCCGAGAUUUGCGUAGUUGCAGGAAGAAAAGAAAAAUCUGUAAGGAAGAAGGGAAGCCGAUGUCAUCUUGAGGAAGGUGUUAUUCUCGUACUUGAAAAGAACCAUCCGGUUUUUGUUUCCUCCUCGUGUCCCCCGCCCGAAACAAAAUUCCCUUUGUGUCUCUUAAGGGGGAAAUGAAGAAAACGAAACAUCGUUCCAUGAGUUUCCUUUUUUAUCGAA
Notodromas monacha is the source of this 2281-nucleotide messenger RNA. The record is from the annotation of a GenBank genome assembly. Lineage: Eukaryota; Metazoa; Arthropoda; Ostracoda; Podocopida; Cyprididae.